Molecule: messenger RNA, 3387 nt
Organism: Mytilus californianus (California mussel)
Lineage: Eukaryota; Metazoa; Mollusca; Bivalvia; Mytilida; Mytilidae
Product: syntaxin-7-like
Exons: 11
Coding region: 312-1145 (277 amino acids)
Biological process (GO): vesicle-mediated transport; intracellular protein transport; vesicle fusion
Cellular component (GO): membrane; synaptic vesicle; endomembrane system
Molecular function (GO): SNARE binding; SNAP receptor activity
Source: RefSeq, a predicted model, not a curated record
GUCAUAUCAUUAUGAGUAACGUCUAAAAUUUGAAACCAUAUCAUAAUCUUCCUAUUUCUUAAUUACCACACCGUUUACCUGUAAAAUAAGAAAGAUUGCGGCACUUACAGAUUAGGUGAUUAACCAUAGGUCCGUUUCUGUUGUUGUUUUGAUCUGACAGUCUGUCACUUUGUGCUCUCAUUACUUUGUAAUCGAAUUUGUGCGGUUUUUUGUAAAGGCAAAAUAUUGUGAAAAGAAAACUGUUACAAAACCAAGGGGACCAGGACACAUUUCUACUUUACAGUUCAAGAUAAAAAUAAUUCAACUUUAAGAUGGCUGCCUAUGGGAGAGGAGAAUUUGAUGGAUUUUCUUCGUAUCAAGCCGGUGCAAGUAGAGGUCCUGAAGGAGGUAGUGAAUUUAACCGAUUAUCAAAUACUGUUGCAAGUAAUAUACAGAAAAUAACACAGAAUGUAUCACAGAUCCAGAGACUUGUUGGUGUUAUUGGAACAGCACAAGACUCUCAAGACUCCAGAGAUAGAGUGCAUCAGCUAACACAUUACACCAAUCAGCUAGCCAAGGAAACAAAUGUAGAUCUGAAGUCAUUUGCAAGAUUGCAUGUAUCACCAUCAGAUCAGUCAAAAUGGAAGAUGCAAAAAGACAGAUAUACAGAAGAAUUCAGUAAUGCAUUAACAAACUUCCAGACCACACAAAGGACUGCUGCAGAGAAGGAGAAAGCAAGUGUAGCCAGAGCAAGGGCACAUUCAUCAACAACAAAGUAUCCUUUUGAAGAUGAACCACAAGAAGAUUUUACAUCACCUGGAUUUUCACAAACAAAACAAGUUUUACAAAUGGAGGAAGAUGUUGAUUUAGAAAUGAUUCAGGAAAGAGAAAAUGCCAUCAAACAGUUAGAGCGUGAUAUUACAGAUGUCAACCACAUCUUUAAAGAUCUUGGUAUGCUGGUCCAUGAACAAGGUGAUAUGUUAGAUAGUAUAGAGGCUAAUGUAGAGACAGCACAAAUACAAGUCCAUGAAGGCAAUAAACAACUGGCUAGUGCCUCAACAUAUCAGAAGAAAAGCAGAAGGAAGAAAUGUAUAAUUAUUGUAAUUCUCCUGGUUGUUUUGAUAUUCCUCAUUCUUAUCAUCUGGGCUGCUACUAAAUCUGACUAGUCUACCAAGGGAAGUAACUACCAAGAGUCUGCACACAACGAUGCCCAUGUCAAAUAGUGAGGAAACAGCUUUGUCAAGAAUUACAUGAACAUUUUGUCAAAAAGAAAUUCCAAUAUAUUACCAAGAAGUGUCAAAAUAUCUGCAGGUUUAAAUGAAAACAAUGUUUGUUUAGCUUAAUUUUCAAAUGGACUGAUUUAGUGUUAUAGAAGAUGUUUAUAUCGUGUCAUUAAUAAUUUAUUAAAUAACAUUUACAUAUAAAAACACUGAAUGUUCCUUUAAAGCAACAAAUUGACACACUUUUAUAUAAAAUUGUAAGAAAAAUGUUAUGGUAUAUAUGCCAUUGACAUUUAAAAUCAGCAUAUGUUGUUCUUGUUUACUUGGUUUAUAAUAAUAUCUUAUCGUGGGAUAUACUUAUCUAUAAAUUGUUCAUGUCUUUUUCAUGAAUGAUAUUUCAUUUACAUAAAUUUAUUGUAAUUAUACCAUAAUCCCUUCUAAUUUUGCAGAGUUGAACACAAAACGUGUAUUACUAUAUGCAUUUACAAAAAUAAAAGAAGCACUGCAUGAGGUAAUUGGAGUUGUGAAUUCGAAGUUUUAAUGUAAUUUAUUCAUUACAUUUUCCACUUGUUUGGAUGAAGUGUUUUAGUACAUGUGUCACAGAAAAUUAACCUUGUACCUUUGAAUAUAGAGUGGGAGUUCCAAAAUUAAUGAGCUUUUUGGGCUAUCCGAAGAUUAUUACCUAUACAAUGUUCGUUACCCCCCUUAGUUUUGGGUUUUUACAGUGCAUUUUAUUCAAUUUAUAACUCACAGUUAUCCAAAUAAGAAAUGAAAUUGAAUUUUUGUCUUUGCAAUACUAUAUAUUUUUUAAACAGGGCAUCCGUGGCUGAGUGGUCUAAAUAGUUCAUCUACAGCGAUUACUAGUCUGUCAAUAAGAGUUUGUGAGUUCUAACCCAUCUCAUAGCAGUUGUGUAGAUCUUAAUUGACUAGGAUUGCCAGUUUUCCUACCCAAGGUUAUGAUUCUCUCUCACCAAAAAGUGACUGCCAUCAUUAACCCAAGCGUGCUGAAACACCAACAAUCAAUCAAUAUUUGAAAUUCUGUUCAAAAAGGGUUUUUUUUUUUAAUUUUUUGUACCACCAUCACUUACUUGUACAAACUAACCCUUGAGGUAAAUUUUUAAAAAAUGUUGUAAAAGUACAACUUCAUCAUUCUCUAUAUAACAAGGUAUGAACAAUGCCACAGAACUCUAUAGAUUAUUUUGUUUUAUUAUUAUUAUUUAUAGAACACACAUUGUUACCAUUAUGAUAUAUUAUUUAAAGACAGAUACCAUAUACAUGCCAAUAAUAUAGAAUGUCAAUAAACUUAUUUUUGUGUGUGAAUGUCAUAUGAAGUUUUGUAUCUGGCAUAUAAUUUCGAUUUUUUUCUUAGAACCAUACGACUAUUUUAUGAUUUUUUGUUCUAGUAAAUACUGACCUACAAAUUAGAGUAACGAUUAGUAGCUAACAGAACAGUAUGAAUAUUCAGCUUGAAAGGUAAAAUUCUCAAAAUUGAGAGAUAAGUCAUGAUUAUGGAGAGAAUACAAUCUCUGUUUGGUAUUUGAUGCAUUUAAACUUUUUAUUUUGUUAAGUGUAUGUCUGUGACAAACUAGAUCCAAAAAUAUAUCUAAUUUGUAAUCAAAAUUCAUAGCUAAAUAAACUCAUUUACAUCAUGUCCCCUUUUUGUAUCAUCAGAAACUAGUCUAUGAUAGCUACUAUGGGCUUGGAGACUAAGUCAUUUCAAUUUUUAUUACCAAAGUCUGUAGUUUAUCAAAGACAAAAACACAAAUCAUACUAAAAGUAAUUAUAUUUAGGUGCCAGCAUUUAAACGAUGAAUAAAAGGAGAUGUUUGGAAUAUGUACUAGCUUUAGUAACCAUUCUAACCAAACUGAAUCAGUAUGUCAGAUUGAUGAUGAUGAUAAUUAUUGGUUUCAAUUAUAGGCAUUUGAAAAAUUAUUAUUCAUGCUACAAUUUUACUACUAGCCUUAGUACAGAUAGUAAUCUAAACCAUCUCUCAUCCUAGAUACAAGUUUUACAGUACCCCUUUAGUCUGUGUCCUUACCUGGUACUUUUUUGUAACUUGAGCUAUAUGAUUUCCUUAACAUUCCUAGUUAUGAAUGAGUAUGAUUGAUGUCUGUAUAUUAAAUGUUAGGUAAUCAUUUGGUUGUUAUUAUGUUUUGUUAUAGACUGUAUAAAAUAAAUGUGAUAUACU